CGAAAAGGGAUAUUAUUAUUGUAAUAAAGUGCCAAAGAAAAUUUUAAAGUGUUUUUCUUCGCUCCUUUAAAAAAGAGGAAAAUCUAUAAAUAAGAAAUAUGGCUUUGAAGAUAUAAGGAAAAUAAAACUAAGAAGAAGAAAAAGCAUAAAAUAAUAAAAACAUCCUUUUCAACAAAAAAGUGAAUCCUGUACAUCAUUUGAAUGAUAGAAAGGAAGGACGAAACAAAACAAAAAUAUAACAAUGGAUAAAUUAAUUUGGAUAUUGUCCUUGGUCUUCUUAUUUUGUGCAUUUAGUUCAGUGAAAUCAUCCGAAGAUGAAGAACGUUUGGUUAGAGAUCUAUUUCGUGGCUAUAAUAAACUUAUACGACCUGUUCAAAAUAUGACUCAAAAAGUAGGUGUUAGAUUUGGACUUGCUUUUGUUCAAUUGAUUAACGUUAAUGAAAAAAAUCAAAUUAUGAAAUCUAAUGUAUGGUUGCGUUUAGUCUGGUAUGAUUAUCAAUUACAAUGGGAUGAAGCUGAUUAUGGAGGUAUAGGUGUAUUACGUUUACCUCCAGAUAAAGUUUGGAAACCUGAUAUUGUCUUAUUUAAUAAUGCCGAUGGUAAUUAUGAAGUUCGUUAUAAAUCGAAUGUAUUAAUUUAUCCAACUGGUGAAGUUUUAUGGGUACCUCCAGCUAUAUACCAAAGUUCCUGUACCAUUGACGUAACAUAUUUUCCAUUUGAUCAACAAACAUGUAUUAUGAAAUUUGGUUCAUGGACAUUUAAUGGAGAUCAAGUAUCAUUAGCAUUAUAUAAUAAUAAAAAUUUUGUUGAUUUAUCAGAUUAUUGGAAAUCUGGUACAUGGGAUAUAAUUGAAGUUCCAGCAUAUUUAAAUGUUUAUGAAGGUGAUGGAAAUCAUCCAACUGAAACCGAUAUUACUUUUUAUAUCAUAAUUAGACGGAAAACACUAUUUUAUACUGUAAAUUUAAUUCUACCGACAGUAUUAAUUUCAUUCCUUUGCGUUUUAGUAUUCUAUUUACCAGCUGAAGCAGGAGAAAAGGUUACAUUGGGUAUUAGUAUUUUGCUGUCAUUGGUUGUGUUUCUGUUGCUUGUAUCGAAAAUUCUGCCCCCAACAUCUCUUGUACUUCCGUUAAUAGCCAAAUAUUUAUUGUUUACAUUUAUUAUGAACACCGUUUCAAUUUUAGUUACAGUUGUUAUUAUAAAUUGGAAUUUUAGAGGACCACGUACGCAUCGUAUGCCAAUGUGGAUUCGUUCAGUAUUUUUACAUUAUUUACCGGCAUUUUUAUUAAUGAAAAGGCCUAGAAAAACACGUUUACGUUGGAUGAUGGAAAUGCCAGGUAUGUCAAUGCCAGCACAUCCAGCUCAUUAUGGUUCACCAACUGAAAUGUCGAAACAUAUAAGUGCUAUUGGUGCCAAACAAUCUAAAAUGGAGGUAAUGGAAUUAUCUGAUUUACAUCAUCCAAAUUGCAAAAUUAACCGAAAAAUUAAUACUGGUGAAGUUGGUGGUAUAGGUGACCCAUGUCGUAGAGAAAGUGAAAGUUCAGAUUCAAUAUUAUUGUCACCAGAAGCAAGUAAAGCUACUGAAGCAGUUGAAUUUAUAGCUGAGCAUUUAAGAAACGAAGAUUUGUAUAUUCAAACUCGAGAAGAUUGGAAAUAUGUUGCAAUGGUCAUCGAUCGUUUACAAUUAUACAUAUUUUUUAUUGUAACAACUGCUGGCACUGUUGGUAUUUUAAUGGAUGCACCACAUAUCUUUGAAUACGUUGAUCAGGAUAGAAUUAUUGAAAUUUAUCGUGGCAAAUAAAUUAACAAAAACGAACGAUAUUCUAUUCGUAAAAUUAAAAAAAAAAACAAAAUCGAUAAAAUAAAUAACUUUGAGAAAAUUAUUAUAAUACCCUAAUAAUUAUAUUGAAAAGAAAAAAUAAAAAAUUGUUUGCCAAAAACUUUUUAUGUAAUUCUAAGAAAAUAAUAUAAAACAUUGGAUAAAAUUUUAAUAAAUUUUUUUUUUUUUGUGAAAAUAAAAAUUGUAAAAGAAAAUUUGAUAUAUGAACUAUGAUCAAAAAUCUACUCAGAAAGAUUUAAUUACCUACACUUAAGAUAAGUUAAAACAUUAGAAUUUCCAAUAAAAAAAAUAAAUUAACAAAGAUUAAAAACAAGAGAAAUGAUUAUUAUAAAAAAAUGUUCUCAAAAUUUUGUUUCUAUUUUAAAAAAAUAAAAGUAAAUGUAUUUUAAAUUCACUGUUGCUUUAUACUACAUCACUUACUUCUAUUUUGUAAUCAGUUAUAAAUUGGAUUAUGUAUAAUGUUGCUCAAUAUUGUGAAACAAUACAAAUAAGACAAAAAUUAAUAAUGAUUCAUAAAAGAAUGUACCAAGACUAAAUUAUUUCGACAAAGAUUCAGAUAUACUUUGAAGAAGACAAAUUUAUUAAUUGUUCAUUUUUUAACUGUGACUCCCAAUGAAACAAAUUUCAAAAUCAUAGUCUUUGUUUCUAUGUCAGAGUCUUAUUUUUAAAUUUAAAAAUUUAUAAAAUUCAUUAAUAAUAAUUCACAGUUCUUCAAAUAAAAAUUUAUUAGAAGCUUAUGAACAUAUUAAAAUGAACUAUUCUUCAAAGUAUUUUGAACUCAAAAUUGGAACCCAGCUGAACUCUAUAUAGACAAAUAAUUUUUUUUUAUAUUUAUAUUUUGUAACAUAGUUUGAAUUGAAAUUAAUAUAUUUAAUUAUUUAGAAAAUAAAUUAAAAAACAAAAAUUGUAAAAUUGUUGCAUAAUAUAUAAAACAUAUUCUAAUGUGGAAUUUAAAAAAAUUUUAUAUAAAUAGAUAUUAUAAUUAAAAAUUGACAAAAGAAAAAAUAUCAUCGAAAUAAAACUUUAAAAUUACAGCAAAAAAAAAAUAACUAAUUUUUAAAAAUCACUUAAAAUCUUUCAAAAUCAAAAUAAAAUAAAAAAUUUAUAUCACAAUUAUUUUACUAUAGAAUCAAUCAAUUCAAUAAAAUAUUAGAGAAAUUACGAACAAAAAAUAAAUAUAAAAUAAUUGUGAAUGAAAGUUUUAAAUAUAAUAGAAUAAAAAUUUAAUAUUUUAAAAAGCACAAUAACUAGGAAAUAUUCUAAUUUAAAAUAAUAAUAAAAAAUCAAAUAAAAAUAAAAUUCUUAGUAUAAAACAAGGAAAAUGUAAAAAAAAAGCUUUGUAAUGUUUUAUUUUGCUUUAAAUUUUAAAAUUAACCUUUUUUUAUUUAUUUGAAAUUUUUUGAUAAAAUAUUAACACUUUUAUUAAAAUUAAGUUGAUUUAAAUGUUAAGACAAUCGCCAAUACCCUCUGAAUUUUUUAUACUUUCCUCACACCUCUUUAUAGUUCAAAAUCAAAACCUUCUAAAGAAUUAUCCUUGAAGAAUUAUCUUCAAAUACAACUGAUAUAGCAAUUAACAAGCCACACUUAACUACAAUAUUUAUAAUUUUUUUUUUUCUAAACUAACUUCUUUAAAUAAAAAUUAUAAUUGAAAAAAUUGUUAAAAUAAAAAUAAUCUUUUCAUCAG
Molecule: messenger RNA, 3521 nt
Organism: Condylostylus longicornis
Lineage: Eukaryota; Metazoa; Arthropoda; Insecta; Diptera; Dolichopodidae
Gene: nAChRbeta1
Product: acetylcholine receptor subunit beta-like 1
Exons: 8
Coding region: 242-1798 (518 amino acids)
Biological process (GO): nervous system process; regulation of membrane potential; signal transduction
Cellular component (GO): postsynaptic membrane; neuron projection; synapse
Molecular function (GO): acetylcholine-gated monoatomic cation-selective channel activity; transmembrane signaling receptor activity
Source: RefSeq, a predicted model, not a curated record